Messenger RNA from Brassica napus (rape), 1414 nucleotides. RefSeq lists its product as uncharacterized. Gene Ontology annotation, biological process: regulation of gene expression. The record is from RefSeq and is a predicted model, not a curated record. NCBI's taxonomy places the organism in Eukaryota, Viridiplantae, Streptophyta, Magnoliopsida, Brassicales, Brassicaceae. The transcript is spliced from 4 exons. The coding region runs from base 64 to 825 and encodes 253 amino acids. Gene Ontology annotation, cellular component: peroxisome.
CCCCCCCCCCCCCCUUGUCCUCUCUCUUAGGGAAUUAUUAUACAGAGGUGUACUGGAACAUGGAUGACUAUCCAAAUCCCUGUUGGCAUCGAUGAUCUUGGUUCUAUUCGUAUCAAUAUCGUAGAUGCUCUUGAACAAUUUGGAUUUCAUGGAGAUAAGGAUAUCAAUGUGCAUUGUGAGCUACUCAAGUGCGACGUAAUGGAUGAGUUAAGCAAGGCCGGAAUCUAUUACUUACCCUCAUCUACCAAGAUUUACCUGACUUCGACUGCUGUGAACAAAAUGACUACUCUAGAUCAAGAUCCAAUGAAUAUCGCAGUAAUCGCAAAACCAAAACCGGAGUUAGUUAGGGUUCUCAAGUGUUUGAAAUCGUGGGGUCACACUCCUCUCCUAAUUCAUCUGCCUGAUGCUGAAGAACGUAGCUUUAGUGUAGAAUCUCUGCUUGCUCAUGCACAUCUUGUUUUAAGUGCUAGUGAUAGCAAAGAAGAAGAAGAAGAUCAUCUCUCCAAGGGCAAAGAAGAUCAUCCCUCCCAGGGCGAAGAAGAAGAUCAUCUCUCCAAGGGCGAAGAAGACACCUCUAAUGUUGAAGGUGGCCCCUACAACUACUACUACCCCUCUGAGGUUGAAGAAGAAGAAGUAGUAGAAGAUCCCUACAAGAUCUUAGAUUUCCUCGAGCCUAUCAGACCCACCGUCAAAGGGGCUAUGACAGCCGUCUUCUGGGAUGCUCAGUAUUGUCCAUUCCCUCUUGGUUCCACUGCUGAUGACAUCUACCACUCUAUCGCAUCAGCUCUUGUGGAAAGGAAGUUUACUAAUAAGAUUUCAAUCUGAUAACAAGAACGGUUCUGCCUUACUGGGUGACAAGACUUGGGCCUCCAGAAUCUACUUUUUUCCCGCAGGGGAUAAAGCCUCGAGACGUAUUAGAAUGACAAAUGACAUUCUUUUUUGGGCACAGGAAUCUCGUUGUCAACCAUUUCGUGAAAGUUUGUUCAUAGUCUCUGAUCAAUUCAGAGGUGAUCCCUACUACGUCGAGCUGCUUCACAAUUUGGUGUCCGCAAGUUUGCGUAUUUUCUGCAUAACUCCGACUCAGGACAUCAAUAAACCAGAAAGCCCUGAAUGGCCAGGAUUGUUUUUUGAUGAAGCAGCAUGCCGUUUGCUGUUUGAAACAAGCGAAAUCCCUGAUGAACCUUGUUCCAAAAAACGUAAAACCGAUGCAGGAAUGCUCUUUAUGAUGGAGGUCGAAGAAGAAACAAGUGGCAUGGAGCUAACAAAUGAGCAGCGGUUACAGUAUGAGUUUAGUCUCUGUUUAUGUCUAUGUUUUAUUGGGUUUACGUGGUGUGUUUUCUGUUUUUGGUUUGGACGUUUCUAUUUUUCUUUUUUGCAAUGGAUUAUCAGAGUUAAAAAAAAGUUUAUAAAGCUU